UCCUAGGGUUUUAUCCUUUCCCCACCUCGUAUUCAAAAUCAGUCAUUAAUGGCGUCUGCGGAUGUGGAGUUCCGCUGUUUCGUCGGUGGUCUGGCAUGGGCGACUACCGACCAAUCCUUAGAAGAAGCUUUCUCUCAAUAUGGAGAGAUUUUGGAAUCGAAGAUUAUCAACGAUCGGGAGACUGGCAGAUCUAGAGGAUUCGGAUUCGUAACUUUCAAGGAUGAGCAAGCGAUGAGAGACGCGAUUGAGGGGAUGAACGGACAGAGCCUCGACGGUCGUAACAUCACAGUGAACGAGGCGCAGUCUCGUGGAAGCGGCGGCGGUGGAAGACGUGAAGGUGGCGGUGGGUACGGUGGAGGAGGCGGUGGAUACGGAAGACGUGAAGGUGGCGGCGGUGGAUAUGGAGGUGGUGGCGGUGGAUAUGGAGGUGGUGGCGGUGGUUAUGGAGGUGGUCGUGACCGUGGGUACGGCGGUGGCAGCGGUGGUGGCGGUGGAUACUCGAGGGGAGGCGGUGCUCCGGAAGGUAACUGGAGGAAUUAAGAAUUUGGAGUUUGAUUAAUGGUGUAUUAUCGUGUGUGUGUUGAAGUGUUUGUUAUGUGGUUGAUGUUAGUAGUCUUGUUUUUGAUCGCUGAGUUGGUUGUGUUUGAUAAUUGUAAUCAUGGAUGAAUAUGAGUUUAAUUAUCUCAUUUCUUUGAUUAAUUCAAAGCGUUGUGUUGUGAUA
Molecule: messenger RNA, 721 nt
Organism: Lactuca sativa (garden lettuce)
Lineage: Eukaryota; Viridiplantae; Streptophyta; Magnoliopsida; Asterales; Asteraceae
Product: glycine-rich RNA-binding protein GRP1A
Molecular function (GO): RNA binding
Source: RefSeq, a predicted model, not a curated record